UGGCUGAUGUUUGAUUCAGUUUCUAAAGUAGGCUAUCAGGGUCGAAGCUCGCUCUCCAAUGCAUGAGGACUUGGGACAGUAAUUUUAGAUAGCAUAUCUCUAUCUUUGUAUCAAUCAAUUAAUUACACGCAUUCAUUUGAAAAUGGUGACUUUAUUGCGUCGACGAGCUUCGGCACUGCUUCUUGCGUGGGGUUAUUGUAUUUUGGCUGAGACAACUUUGUCUAACAUCACUCUUGAUAACGAGGUUCACUCCAGCUUCAUCCAGCGCCGUCUGAGGAGCCAGGAGCGCCGGGAGAUGCAGCGGGAAAUCCUCUCCAUCCUGGGGCUGCCCCACCGGCCCCGGCCGCAUAUCUACACCAAACAAAACGCUGCCCCGAUGUUCAUGCUGGAUUUGUACAACGCUAUUUCCACGGACGGACAACAGCCAGCAGGCUUUUCAUAUUAUAAGCCCGUUUUAACGACCCAGGGGCCCCAGAUGGUGACCCAGCAAAACAGUAUUUUCCUCAAUGACGCGGAUAUGGUGAUGAGCUUUGUCAAUCUUGAGAUUGAGCUGGAUCAGAACGUCCUGUCUUCUCGGCGCAACAGGGAAUUCCGCUUUGACUUGUCCCAUAUCCCAGAGGGAGAAGCUGUCUCCGCUGCAGAGUUCAGAAUCUACAAGGACUAUAUCGGAGAACACUAUGAGAAUGAGACCUUCCAUGUGAACGUGUACCAGGUGCUACAGGAGCCCCCUGACAGUGAGGAGGACCUGUUCCUGCUGGACACGCGUGUGGUGUGGGCUAUAGAGGAAGGCUGGCUGGUGUUUGACAUCACAGCCACCAGUAACCAGUGGGUAGUGAACCUGGACCAGAACUUGGGCCUGCAGCUAGCUCUAGAGAGCAUGGACGGCCAGAGUGUGAACCCCAGGCUAGUAGGGCUGGUGUGGGGCAGUGGGCUACAGGACAAGCAGCCCUUUAUGGUGGCCUUCUUUAAGGGAACUGAGGUUCGUCUCCGCAGCAUCCGCUCUGUCCACGGCCACAAGGGGCGCAACCCCAACCGCUCUAAAAAACCCAGGAAUGCCCAGGACGCACUGAAGGUUGCUGAGGCUGCAGCAGAGACCCUCAGCACAGACCCGAAACAGGGCUGUAAGAAGCAUGAGCUGUAUGUCAGCUUCAAAGAUCUGGGAUGGCAGGACUGGAUCAUUGCACCAGAGGGCUAUGCAGCGUACUACUGCCAGGGCGAAUGCUCUUUUCCCCUCAACUCCUACAUGAAUGCCACCAAUCAUGCCAUUGUGCAGACUCUGGUCCACUUCAUAAACCCAGAGACAGUGCCCAAACCCUGCUGUGCCCCCACCCAGCUCCACGGCAUCUCUGUCCUCUACUUUGACGACAGCUCCAAUGUCAUUCUGAAGAAGUACCGGAACAUGGUGGUCAGAGCCUGCGGUUGUCACUGACCACCAUUAGACUUCCCCUUCUCAGGAUACGCUGGGGUUAGUGGAGGAAGAGGAGGAAGAGAAGGAAAUGGGGAUUAUGCAGCAAAACUAAUUUAUUGCCUGAUCUAUAAGGACCUGCUGCUUCAGGACUGUCAGGAAGACCAACUGCCUUUAUUAUUGUCUGCAAACAGACAAGUACUAGCAAUACUGCCUUAGCAGUAGAGCCAUACUGCCUUAGCAGUAGAGCCAUACUGCCCUAGCAGUAGAG
Messenger RNA from Oncorhynchus nerka (sockeye salmon), 1676 nucleotides. Its product is annotated as bone morphogenetic protein 7-like. Gene Ontology annotation, cellular component: extracellular region. The transcript has 8 exons. NCBI's taxonomy places the organism in Eukaryota, Metazoa, Chordata, Actinopteri, Salmoniformes, Salmonidae. The record is from RefSeq and is a predicted model, not a curated record. Gene Ontology annotation, biological process: BMP signaling pathway. Gene Ontology annotation, molecular function: cytokine activity; growth factor activity. The coding region runs from base 143 to 1429 and encodes 428 amino acids.